UAUCCUUAUACCUCUAUGCGCUGAACUCCGCGCGUUUCUCUCCACGCAUUCGUACUUAUAUUACCCUGGAUUUUCAUCGUUAUAUUCACUUAUUGAUGUUUAUUGAACAAUGGCAGCCGCCGUUCUCGGUCGCGUGCUCGUGUACGGGGGCAAAGGAGCCCUCGGCUCUACUUGCGUCACUCAAUUCAAAUCGAAAAACUGGUGGGUUGGGUCCAUCGACAUGAGAGAGAAUGACCUCGCAGACGUCAACGUUAUCGUCCCAUCCAAUGCAACAUGGGAAGAACAGGAAAACCAGAUCUUGUCGCAAAUUAAAGAAGUUCUGAAAGGGGAGAAGCUGGACGGUGUUAUUUGCGUGGCAGGUGGCUGGGCCGGUGGUAAUGCAGCAAGCAAAGAUUAUGUCAAAAAUAGUGAUCUGAUGUGGAAGCAAAGCGUCUGGAGUUCAGUAAUUGCCUCUAGUAUUGCUGCCCACCAUUUGAAACAGGGAGGUUUCCUAACACUGACUGGUGCCAAGCCUGCAAUUGAGGGAACACCUGGUAUGAUUGGGUACGGAAUGGCCAAGGCGGCUGUUCACCAAUUGACAAAGUCAUUGGCUAAUGAAGGAAGCGGUCUUCCUAAGGAUUCUCUUGUUGCCACAAUUUUACCCGUCACACUAGAUACUCCUAUGAACAGGAAGUGGAUGCCAGAUGCUGAUACGUCAACGUGGACGCCAUUGGAAUUUGUAGCAGGGCUAUUUUUCAAAUGGGGUCAAAAUCAGGACAGACCGUCAAAUGGAAGCCUUUUGCAGCUGAUCACUAAAAAUAAUCAGACGGAAUUAAUAACUGUCUAAGAUUGGAAACAACCAAGCUGUCGAAGAUGAAAUACGAACUACCAUGACAAUACUGCAAUUCUGUGAACAUAUUUGUAGGCAUAAGUCGAUUUUGAACGUGGACCAAUUUUAUUUUUAGUCGGCCCUCAACACGAAUCCGAUGUAGAAAUUGUACAGCUUUAAGCAUUUUUUUUUAAAUUUGCUGCAUAUUUUGCGUCUCGAAAGGUAAUAUACUUUUGCUCGUUCCAAACGGUGCUUCUAAUAAUUGAUACAGAUAUAUGUAAAGCAAAUAAAUUGAUCGAUUCGAUUUAUUUCUUAACCGUUUUUCGUCCGUACCUUGCAUUGAAUUUACAUGACUUUAUAAUUUACGCCCGAUUUGAUGGUAAAUCCUUCUUUGGUAAUCUGAUGGUAAAUCCGGACUUUGAGUCCGUUCGGCGGUGAGUUGCUUCUCUUCGGUUCUUGAGCUUGAACCCGCUCACCUUGGCCGCAGUUAUCGCAGCAGCAAAGAUGACAGUAAGCAUUAUCAUCGUCAUCGUCAUCAUCAUCAUCAUCGUUAUUAUUUCAGCUCGAAACGAAUUUGAAAACAAGAAGUUCAAAAGCUGCCUCAUGGUCAGCCCAAGUCCGCUUGUUAACAAAUGGGGAUACUUCAAAAUUCUAGGGAAAUCGAUUGAGUGGAACGUCAGAAUACAAUGCGAUAACUUAAAGUAUGUACUUUGGAGCAAAAUUUUUUAUAUAUUCAAGCUCUUAAAAUUUUCAUACAUUAUUAUUUAUUUACAAAUACAUGUGAUUGAAAACAUUAUAAGUUAUAUACACGGUUCGUUGAUUUUUGCUCGUGUUUUGUACCUAUAUUAGAUUCAGGAGGAAUCGCAUUUUAAAGUAGAGUAUACGCACUUGAAUAGGAAUGAACGUGUAACUACAAUUAUGAUCAUUUGCAAUGUAUUUGGUAAAUAACAUGUACAGGCCAAAGUACUGGGAUCCCUGACUAUCGUUCAAACGGAUGCAUUUAUCGAAAUAAUAUGUGGAGGAUCUAAUGUAUGGGACUAAAUAGGUACGAUUUAGAAGGAUGGGUAAUUCGCUCCACAUCCAGGGGGGAUGGAUGUGGAAGGUGAGAUGAAAAUCUUGAACUACUCAGGGACAAAUGAUGAUUAGUUUAAAAGAUCUUUUCGAACAGCGUGUCUUCACCAAAUUUCAGCCUAAUUGAUGCAGUCAAUCCCCUACUGAAAAUUUUCACUCUAUUCCACUCAUCCAUCCCCCUAAGUGUGUGGAGGAAUUGCACACCCUUCUAAAAUGUUCAUUUUUGGAUCCGAUACGUUUUAUCUAAAUUUCAUUUCGAUAUCUACACCUUUUCAAAAAUUAGUCAGGAGUUCUAGUACUUUUGGUGCACCCUGUUACACAUAUAUAUGGCGUAUUCCGUGUCAAACCGAACGUUCGGUUUCUCUGACCCCUUUUAAUCUGAUUGCCCUUUCACACAAUCAAAGUACAUAUUGAAAGGAUGAACUUUGAAUUUUUUCAAAUUUUUUCGACACAUGAUUUAUUCACAACUCAUCCAAUAAAUUGUUUUCAACAAUGUUUUGAUUUUUCCUGGAUAACAUAUGAAAAAAGUUCCUUGACAAAAAUUUCAGGUUCUCUUGUGAACUUCUCGAGAGUAUUUUUUUCGGAUUUUUCAUACCCCGUUUCCGUGUAGUUUUGUUACAAAAUGCGUGCAAAUAAUUCGUAAGUGAAAAGUGCCGUAAUCAAAUGGGCCUCAAUUUAUACACAACAUGCCUUCUUCGAUGCGAAAGGUUGGCUGAAAAUUUCACAGUGGGCGGUUCAGUGGUUCAGAAGAUAUAUCAACGAAUAUUCACCAAGUGGCAAGAAUUCGGUUCAAACUUCGCGGCGCGGCAAGUUAUUUGCUUACCCUGCGCGUGGCGCUGCUGCGCACUCGAGCGUGAUCUUCAAUUGUUACGCGUGUUGUUUAUAACAGUUGACGAUUUUUUCUUGAGGAGCAUACUUCAGUCCGUCAUUUAUUACGAUUCCUGACACGAUACGUGAGGCCGGAGAAUAUUUUUGAAGAGUAUUCAUCCAAGGUAAAAAUUCAACGAUGUGUUGCGUAUCGUAAUACCGACUGUAUAACUUUUACCGUUCAUACCGCUACAUUACAGUACGUAUGAAUGACAAACUUCACAGUUCCAUGUAAACUGUUACUUGUAAGUAACUUUUGAACUACUUUUCCGCCCACUACGAAACUUACAGACAAUC
Molecule: messenger RNA, 3043 nt
Organism: Neodiprion virginianus
Lineage: Eukaryota; Metazoa; Arthropoda; Insecta; Hymenoptera; Diprionidae
Gene: Dhpr
Product: dihydropteridine reductase
Exons: 5
Coding region: 110-826 (238 amino acids)
Biological process (GO): L-phenylalanine catabolic process; tetrahydrobiopterin biosynthetic process
Cellular component (GO): cytoplasm
Molecular function (GO): NADH binding; 6,7-dihydropteridine reductase activity; NADPH binding
Source: RefSeq, a predicted model, not a curated record